Molecule: messenger RNA, 2271 nt
Organism: Microthlaspi erraticum
Lineage: Eukaryota; Viridiplantae; Streptophyta; Magnoliopsida; Brassicales; Brassicaceae
Source: the annotation of a GenBank genome assembly
AUGGUGAAGAAGUUGAAGAUGGUAGGAAGCGACAGAAGAGACGACAACGUUGCGGUUGCGAUCGAUAGUGACAAGGGAAGUCAGGCUGCAUUGAAAUGGGCUGUUGAUAGUCUUCUAACCUCAGGAGAGACUCUUACUCUUAUUCAUGUCAGACUCAAACAAACCCUUCUUUCAAAUGCAGACAACCCAAAUAAGUCUAGAGAUGACGUUAAGGAAUUGUUUCUUCCAUUCCGCUGCUUCUGCACCAGAAAAGAUAUAAAAUGUGAAGAUGUGGUAUUGGAGAAUGUUGAUGCUGCUAAAGGAAUCAUAGACUAUGUGCAAGAGAAUGCAAUUGAUAUUCUAGUACUCGGUGCUUCCAAGAUGACUCUUUUAAAGAGGUUCAAAGCUACAGAUGUUACGAGCUCAGUGAUGAAAGGAGCAGCAAGUUUCUGUACAGUUUACGCAAUCUCCAGAGGUAAAAUCUCGUCGGUUAGAUCAGCCACGUCUUCACCUCCACCAUUAUGCAUGUUACCUCGGCAGUUACCAGCUCGGCCUAGCAACGCCAGCAGCGACAGCAACAGCAACUCCAUUCCAAGACCAAAAACCCUUCAACGUAUAGCUGAAAGGAAACAUGACGAGAUCGAGAUCAAGUACAAGUCACCUUCAUUCAUGAGAAGAGGAUAUGACAAAGCCUCGGUCACAGACUCAGACAUAUCGUUCGUGAGUAGUGAUAGGCCAAGUAUGGACUGGAUGUUCCCAACGCCACGUCAUUCAGUUAGCUCUGAGUUUGAAGAGAACCGAUGCAGCUUCGCUACAUCCUCAUGCUCAUCAGAAAAGCAGUCUGUAGACUUUGGUUCUUCAUAUUCUGCCUUCUCCACAAGCUCUCAGGAAAGUGGUAGACUCUCUUCAUGGUCACAACACAGCCAGGAUGAAGUAGAAGCUGAGAUGAGAAGGUUGAAAACGGAGCUCAAGUAUACAAUGGAAAUGUAUAGCAUGGCCUGCAAAGAAGCAAUCGCAGCUAAAAGAACGACUAGUAAGUUACACAAAAUGAAACUAGAGAGGGAACAUAAGCUAGAAGAAGCAAGACUCGCAAAGGAAGCAGCAAUGGAAAUGGCAGAAAACGAGAAGGCAAAAAGCAGAGUAGCCAUGGAAGCAGUAGCAACCGCUCAAAGAAGAGCAGAAAUGGAAACUCAGAAGAGAAAACAAAUAGAAUCAGCAGCUCAGAGAGAGACAGAGGAAACGAACAGAGGAAUGUGUUCUUCAGACAAAAGAUAUAGGCAAUACACAAUCGAGGAGAUUGAAGAAGCAACACAAAACUUCUCACCUAGUCACAAGAUUGGAGAAGGAGGUUACGGACCUGUCUUUAAAGCUACUCUAGACUACACACAAGUGGCGAUAAAGAUCGUGAGACCAGACGCCACACAAGGAAGAUCACAGUUCCAGCAAGAAGUUGAAGUUCUAACAUGCAUAAGACAUCCGAACAUGGUUCUGUUGCUAGGAGCUUGCGCUGAGUACGGAUGUUUAGUCUAUGAAUACAUGGCAAACGGUAGCUUAGAAGACCGUCUUCUCAGACGAGGAAACUCUCAAGUCCUCUCAUGGCAGGUAAGAUUCCGCAUUGCAGCUGAGAUCGCCACUGGUCUCAACUUCCUCCACCAGAUGACACCAGAGCCAUUAGUGCACCGUGACCUUAAACCAGCUAACAUAUUACUUGACCAGCACAUGGUCAGCAAGAUUGGUGACGUCGGUUUAGCUAGGCUCGUCCCUCCUUCGGUUGCUGGCACAGAGACGAAGUACAGAAUGACUUCAGCUGCUGGGACGUUGUGUUACAUUGAUCCUGAGUACCAGAAGAGUGGUAUGCUUGGAACAAACUCGGACAUAUACUCGUUCGGGAUCAUCCUCUUGCAGAUACUCACGGGGAAGCCGCCGUUGAGUUUGACUCACCAGGUCAAGAAAGCGAUUGAGGAAGGAACGUUUUCUGAGAUGUUGGACCCUCUUGUUCUUGACUGGCCACUUGAAGAGGCUUUAGUGUUGGCAAAACUCGGUUUGCGAUGCGCAGAGUUGAAGCGGAAAGAUAGACCAGAUUUGGGGAAGGAUGUGUUGCCUGUGCUUAUAAGACUCAUGGAUUUAGCAGAAGAAAGCUUGCCUGUCGCUUGGUGUUCGCCUAACAGCAGCCGGAGUAGCAUCCAAAGCGACAGUCUAGUAUCCACGGCUUCAGAACAGGAGAUAAUAUGCGAUCGAUCUCACAACAAAUAUGGAUAUGAUGAGAGUUGCAAUAACAGCACAGCGUCUUGA